Messenger RNA from Nycticebus coucang (slow loris), 2566 nucleotides. It is a transcript of the gene RBM22, whose product is annotated as RNA binding motif protein 22. Gene Ontology annotation, molecular function: metal ion binding; U6 snRNA binding; pre-mRNA binding. Bases 364 to 1626 code for a protein of 420 amino acids. The transcript has 11 exons. The record is from RefSeq and is a predicted model, not a curated record. NCBI's taxonomy places the organism in Eukaryota, Metazoa, Chordata, Mammalia, Primates, Lorisidae. Gene Ontology annotation, cellular component: Prp19 complex; U2-type catalytic step 2 spliceosome; U2-type catalytic step 1 spliceosome.
CGUUCGCCCAGCAUUUGGCACAAGAAGCGCUCAGUGGUAGCUAACGCUGUGAUCCUCUCAGCCCUUCAUUCAUUUCUUGUUCCUUCCUCAAUUCUUUAAUAAAUCCACUGUACUCGUGGCCCUUCAUUCCAACUAGGAAUAAACUCAAAAGAAACAUCAAAGUGUAGCAUACCAACACCCCAACUGUUAAAGAAAGAAACUUCCAAAAGCAGGCAACGUCAUGACGCAAGCCCCACCCCGGAAGAGGGUCUAGACGCGUAAAUAAGACGUAGACAGGCCCCGCACCGGCCUCGGGGCUUGACGGGAUCGUGGCGGUCUUCUCUCCCAACUCGGAAGCUACCGCUGCCUCCCGACGCUCCCAAGAUGGCGACCUCUCUAGGUUCCAACACCUACAACAGGCAGAACUGGGAGGAUGCGGACUUCCCCAUUCUGUGCCAGACGUGUCUUGGAGAAAACCCAUAUAUCCGAAUGACCAAAGAAAAAUAUGGGAAAGAGUGCAAGAUCUGUGCCAGGCCAUUCACAGUGUUUCGCUGGUGCCCAGGAGUCCGAAUGCGUUUCAAGAAGACUGAAGUGUGCCAAACCUGCAGUAAAUUGAAGAAUGUCUGUCAGACCUGCCUCUUAGACCUAGAGUAUGGCCUGCCCAUCCAGGUUCGAGACGCAGGAUUGUCUUUUAAAGAUGACAUGCCAAAGUCAGAUGUCAACAAAGAGUACUAUACACAAAACAUGGAGAGAGAGAUUUCUAACUCUGAUGGAACUCGGCCGGUUGGCAUGCUGGGGAAAGCCACAUCUACCAGUGACAUGCUGCUCAAACUGGCCCGGACCACACCCUACUACAAAAGGAAUCGGCCACACAUUUGCUCCUUCUGGGUAAAAGGAGAGUGCAAGAGAGGAGAGGAGUGUCCAUACAGACAUGAGAAGCCUACAGAUCCAGAUGACCCACUUGCUGAUCAGAAUAUUAAAGAUCGAUAUUAUGGAAUCAAUGACCCUGUAGCUGAUAAGCUUCUAAAGCGGGCUUCAACCAUGCCUCGUCUGGACCCACCAGAGGAUAAAACUAUUACCACACUAUAUGUUGGUGGCCUGGGUGAUACCAUUACUGAGACAGAUUUAAGAAACCAUUUUUACCAGUUUGGAGAGAUCCGGACAAUCACUGUUGUGCAGAGACAGCAGUGUGCUUUCAUCCAGUUUGCCACGAGGCAGGCUGCAGAAGUGGCUGCUGAGAAGUCCUUUAAUAAGUUGAUUGUCAAUGGCCGCAGACUCAACGUGAAAUGGGGAAGGUCCCAAGCAGCUAGAGGAAAAGAAAAGGAGAAGGAUGGAACUACAGACUCUGGGAUCAAGCUAGAGCCCGUUCCAGGAUUGCCAGGAGCUCUUCCUCCUCCUCCUGCAGCAGAAGAAGAAGCCUCUGCCAAUUACUUCAACUUACCCCCAAGUGGCCCUCCAGCUGUGGUGAACAUUGCCCUGCCACCACCGCCUGGUAUUGCCCCGCCACCCCCCCCAGGUUUUGGACCACACAUGUUCCACCCAAUGGGACCACCCCCUCCUUUCAUGAGGGCUCCAGGACCAAUCCACUAUCCUUCUCAGGACCCUCAGAGGAUGGGAGCUCAUGCUGGAAAACACAGCAGCCCCUAGCACAUUAUCACCACUGUGAAGCUCUAUGGAAGAAAGGGCACUUAAAAAUCCCAGUAAAUCUUGGAAUAAAUAUAUUUUUCCUUCCCUGUAGUUUCCAUGGUAGCUGAAUGUGUUCAGAUGUGGGCAGUCAGAGACAACAGCCAUGCUUUCCUACACAUAUCGAAAGGAUCAACGGACCUCAAAUAAGCUGCCGUUAGCACAUCUGAUUACUUAUAACAUGACUAAUACAGCCUAAUGCCUGCUCCCCUUACCUGUGUGGGGGACAAGCGGAUGAGUGAAUUGGAAUGUCCAAUGGAGUUGCCAUCCCAAUUAUAUGUUCAUUUUGUACCUUUUGGGGGGAGAAAAAUUGAUCUGCGGUAAAAUUUGACCAUUUUUAUGUCCAUUGGGUAUUUUUGUUUUUAUCACCUAAAAAAAAGAUUACUAGUACUAAUCAUUGUAGUGGCCUAAGUGUGAUUAAUUAUUCUGAAGUCACACCCUCAGAAAGACAAGGAGAAACCAGCACCAGCAGAGCCCGGAUCUUUUCUUUCCUGUCCUUUUCCUCAGUUAAUAAUAAGGAAUCUGAUAAGUUUACUUCUGCAUGCCAGCAAAACAGAAGACAAAAUUUUUUAUUCCUGCUAAUUGGAUGGAAACACAAAUUUCAUGGAGCUGUGUUAUCACUGAAGAAAGCUGGUGUCUGGGAUGAAAUUAAAGAACUUCCUGUAAAACACUUUCUUUAACAAACUGAGAUGAAAAGUAUUGGAGUGUUUGAACGGAAGACUUAUGACCUACAGCUGCGCCUCUGAUCUUCAGCAUUCACCUUCGUGUGUCUUCAGCGUCUCAUUGUAAUUCUCUGCUUCUGUUUGGUCUUAGAACGUUUGGAUAUAACUGAAUUGUAGACGGUAAAGGAAACUGAUGUUGUGUUGUGUUUUUUGUUUUUAAAUAAUUAAAACGGGUCAAUUUU